This is a messenger RNA of Chara braunii, 874 nucleotides long. The record is from the annotation of a GenBank genome assembly. NCBI's taxonomy places the organism in Eukaryota, Viridiplantae, Streptophyta, Charophyceae, Charales, Characeae.
AAGUAGCGUAAACGUGAAGAGGAGCAAAUGAAGAUGGCGAAAGUUGUGGAAGCGCGACUCUCCCUAAGAUUGGGAGACAUUCGAGAGGAGAUCAAGAUCAAAGUGUGCAAGUCUGUCGCCGGCACGGUGGUCAAGAGUCAAACCAAGACUGUCGUCAACAACGCCGGCAAAGGCAAGGAGAUCGCAGUGGAGGAGGUGCCCUCCUCGUCUGGCACAACUAGCGAGGUGGACGCGAUUACAAAGAGGACCGGUAGCUUGUCGACUCAGGAGAAACGAAAGCGUGGCGAUGUGGAGACACCUGUGGGGGACAGCCCCCCCAUUAUCACUCCUGCGAAGCUCUCGAACAAGUGGGCGGUUAUUCGACCGAUCCGCCUAUUCGAUAGGUUGCCAUGCACGAGAACCCGGAUCUGUGUUCGGAAACGGGGAGUUGCCGCGAAGGCCCUUACGGCAGUCAAGCGUCCUGCUCCAGAUGUAAUCAUGGAGCGAAUGAUCUUCCUCGAUAACACUAGGCGUGAACUAUCUAAGAUGGACUACGAUACAUUGCGUUCGAUUUGCCGAGACAAAGGAGUCAACUAUGCCACUAAGGUCCAGACAAUCUUCGAUAUUGCCGACCGAAGGGCGUGGUUGAGAUUUGGAGCGGAACUUCGGAGCUUUCCUGCUGCCUUUUGGAAGGAGACGCGAAACACUCCGGUGAUGACGACAGUGACGAGGGCGCAACCGCCUGAAAUGACUUUAGUAAUGAUCAACUGAUCCUGAUUUCCGAUGUGAUUGCAUCUUUCCGACAUGACGAAUUAGACUGGAUCUUUUGUUUGUUGAUUUUGUUGUUAGCUUUGCGUGGUCGUAUUCGUUGGCUGAACAAAUGCAUCGACUUGUG